Aspergillus udagawae is the source of this 774-nucleotide messenger RNA. RefSeq lists its product as uncharacterized. Lineage: Eukaryota; Fungi; Ascomycota; Eurotiomycetes; Eurotiales; Aspergillaceae. The transcript is spliced from 2 exons. The coding region runs from base 1 to 774 and encodes 257 amino acids. The record is from RefSeq and is a predicted model, not a curated record.
AUGAGUGCUGACCAUGUACCAUCUGCAACCGCCAUCAUCAAUGGACUCCAGAAAAGGGGCGGUGGAUUUUAUAUCCAUACUAGUGGAGCCGACAUUCUCUUGGACUUGAGGGCGGAAUAUCAGCGGCCUCCUGGCAAGAUACAUAUUUUUGAUGAUUGGGAUGGAGUUGCCGAACUCACCUCAUUACCUGACAACGCCGUUCAUCGUAACGUCGAUAAGAUUGUCUUAGCAGCAGGUUCCGACACAUUAAAGACUGCCAUUAUUUGUCCCUCAACUGUGUUUGGCAUCGGAAGGGGUCCAGUCUCCCGGGAAACGAAGCAAAUGCGUGAUCUCACCCGCCUCAUACUGAAGGAGGGCAAGGGGCUACAGCUGGCUGAUGGGAAAACGUUUUGGAAUUGUGUUCAUGUCCAUGACCUCUCUCGAGUCUAUGUUCGCCUGGUUGAAGAAGCGAUUUCUGGUCGAUCCCGGGCGUCAUGGAACUCCCACGGCUAUUACCUGGUCGAGAAUGGCGAAUUCUCUUGGGGGAGUGUCUGUGCCAGGAUUACUGAAGAGGCGCAUAGGCUGGGAGUUCUCAUAUCUGAUGAGACCCGAGUAAUUGAUAUGGAAAACAAGUCUAUCAUGGCUCCUGCUGGCCGUUCCGUGACAAAUUACACAGUAAAAGCCAGAGCACUCCGAGCUAGAAAGCUUCUUGGCUGGUCACCAUCUCAGUCCACAGUUGAGGAUGAGAUUCAGAAUAUUGUGAAAGAAGAGGCGAGUGCGCUUGGGCUGUACUAA